CAAUCAUUGCGAUACGAGCCUUUGGUUCCAAGGAACCGACUCCCGAUGCAAUGGAAUGGCGUGUGUGCACCAACGGACCGAGAAGUCGCCAAGACUUGACCGACUCCGGUGCGGUGCACGUGACCAUACCUCCACGUCAGUCUGGGUUGCUACAAAACUAAAUUAAAACGUCUCUUGCUUUUUGACUAUACCCACUUCCUGCAAUGCUGACGACUCCGCUACUUGCGUUGACCUUUUCUCUAAUUCCUUCGCUGGUGACGGCGGCUAUAUUUCCUUCUGGUACUCUUGUGAAGAUGUUGGACGCGAAGAGUUUCAAGAAGGCAAUGAAGGCUAAUGAAACGAGUAUGGUAGCAUUUGUCGCGCCCUGGUGUGGGCACUGUCAACGGUUGGCGCCAGAGUACAGCAAGGCUGCUCAAGCAUUUCAUCCUUUGGUUCCAGUAUAUGCUGUUGAUUGUGAUGAUGAGAAGAACAAGCGGUUGUGCGCGGAACAAGGAGUACAAGGUUUCCCUACAGUCAAGCUCUUCCCUCGAGGAAACCAAAUCCCACCCAUGACCUAUGGGUCUGGUGAACGUACGGCUAGUGCCCUCUUCUACUGGGCUUCUUCGAGAGUACCCUCCCCCAUGAAGAAACUCUAUAACGUAGAAGAGUUACAAUCCUGGAUUGAGACGUCUGCCUCAUCUCCGAAACCUCGAGCGUUACUGCUGACGAAAGAAAAGAAAGUCCCGCUCCUUUGGAAGGUCCUUGCAAACAAGUUCACUGACAAUAUCGACUUCGCAUCUCACCGGAAUCGCAAGGGCAAAGGUUCAAAGGCCUUGGGAUACGAGGACAUAGAAGAGAGGUCCAUAGUGCUCAUUUACUCUCAAGGUGCAACAAAAGCAGUUCGUUACGAAGGCAAAAUGAAACUAGAACCACUCACCAAGUACUUCGAUACCAUUGUGGACGGUACCGCCGACUUGAGUAUUCCUGAAGAGCCCGCUGUCAAGGAAGAUACGUCGGAAGAUGCCGAUGAAAUCGUGAUCGAUAGUCCCGCGACGGCGUCAGAACCUGAACUUACGCCAGAAGAAGUAGAGCCUGAGUUUGAGGUUGUUGAGGAGAGUUCGACUUCGGAGCCGGAGGAGCCUGCUCCGGAGCAAACAGUAGUAGAGGUUGUUGAGGAGCCUUCGGAGAAGACUGAGUCGCCUGAAGCUGUGGACGAAGCUUCGUCACCAGAGCCUGCGCCUGAGGUUAUCGUUGAGGCAGAGACGGAGCAAGUCGUUCUGGAUACUCCGAGCGAGCCACGUCCCGUCGACGAGCUCUAGUUAUUCGUGGAAUAUGUGUAGGAUAAGCGCUAAGCUGUCAAUAUUAUUAUUGCUGAUAAGAGACAGCGGGACAGACUUUAGUGUCAGUAGACUGAGUUAUUCUUGGAAUUACGCCAAGUACUCGAAUAGCUAUAGCUUCGAAUCCAUCAGGUCCUUUCUUUUUUACCGUCUUGAAUCUUGAUUAGGCAGGUAACAAAUCCCGCGAGGGUUUGUUUCAGAAAAAUUUACCUAGGACCCUUGGAAGAG
This is a messenger RNA of Desarmillaria tabescens, 1544 nucleotides long. RefSeq lists its product as uncharacterized. The transcript is spliced from 7 exons. Bases 204 to 1298 code for a protein of 364 amino acids. Lineage: Eukaryota; Fungi; Basidiomycota; Agaricomycetes; Agaricales; Physalacriaceae. The record is from RefSeq and is a predicted model, not a curated record. Gene Ontology annotation, cellular component: endoplasmic reticulum lumen. Gene Ontology annotation, biological process: response to endoplasmic reticulum stress. Gene Ontology annotation, molecular function: protein-disulfide reductase activity.